Aspergillus fumigatus Af293 is the source of this 1038-nucleotide messenger RNA. RefSeq names its product Pfs domain protein. The record is from RefSeq and is a predicted model, not a curated record. Lineage: Eukaryota; Fungi; Ascomycota; Eurotiomycetes; Eurotiales; Aspergillaceae. Gene Ontology annotation, molecular function: catalytic activity. Gene Ontology annotation, biological process: nucleoside metabolic process.
AUGGCGGGUAAGACCUGUCUUUCACAUGAUGAUUAUACAGUUGGAUGGAUCUGCGCCUUACCACUGGAAAUGGCCGCUGCAACAGUUAUGCUCGAUGAGAAGCACGAGAAAUUACGCAGGCAACCGAAUGACCACAACGAGUAUGUUCUUGGACAUAUUGGGGAACAUAAUAUUGUGGUUGCAUGCCUGCCUAGCGGCGAAUAUGGAAUUACAUCUGCUACUACGGUAGCUAUGCAGUUGCUGUCUAGUUUCCACUCAAUUCACUUUGGUCUUAUGGUCGGAAUUGGAGGAGGGGUCCCGAAGGAGGAUAAGGAUAUCCGACUUGGUGAUAUCGUGGUCAGUGAGCCAACUUAUACUCAUGGGGGAGUAGUGCAAUACAAUUACGGCAAAGCAUUGAGUGGCGGCGAAUUUCGACGGACAGGCAUGCUCAACCGUCCGCCUCAGAGUCUCUUGACGGCGCUUUCUAAACUACAAGCGACUCAUUACACAAAACCAAGCCAAGUGAUUAAUUUUCUUGCUGAGAUUGAGCAGAAACUACCAACAGAACAAGCUGCAAACUUUGCUCGUCCUACACAGACAGAUCAGCUAUUCCUUGAUAACUAUGAGCAUACCAACACCCACACUCAAACUUGCAAUGGCUGUGAUACAACCCAAACCAUACGGCGUCAGUGUCGGAGCCACAAUAAUCCUUUUAUCCACUAUGGAUUAAUUGCAUCGGCAAAUCAAGUGGUGAAAGACAGUCAACUACGGGAUAAGCUUGGUCGCGAUUUGGGUGUUCUCUGCGUGGAGAUGGAAGCGGCCGGACUCAUGAACAACUACCCAUGUCUCGUAAUACGUGGAAUUUGUGAUUAUGCAGACUCACACAAAAAUAAGGAGUGGCAGGGAUACGCCGCGGCAGUGGCAGCAGCAUAUGCGAAAGAAUUGCUACUCACAGUGUCUGCGGAUCAGACCAGAAACACAAGAGCUAUAACGAAUGUGCCAUCUUCGCCCACAGUAAGCGGCCACAGUCUCAUCAUAAUAUAUGUCGAUCUUAUCUAA